UUUUGUGUCUGUCAAGUUAUUUAGCUAGCACACACUAGCCUGCUGCUAUCCACAAUAACAUCUAAAGGAACUUCGAGCUGAAGAGUAUUUUCUUUAAAAAUGAAGUGAAAAUGGGAGCACAUCCACGUUAAAAAGACUUUUUACAUCUUUUAAGAGAAGACGCGGAUGGCCCUCACAGAGCUUGUUUUUGGGAACAUAAAUAGACAUCAGUCUUAACCCAUGAAUGACUAAUGAACAGUAAUCCUUUUUGGAGCAUGUCGGCCAACCCAAGUCGUAAGCAGAGGCCUGAUAAUGAAGAGCAGGGCGGAGAACAAAGAGGCAGUCCAGCCCGGACUCACUUUCCCAAGAAACACCUGCCCCCCAUUCCUAAGAAUACAGCGCCGGUAACCAAACACUCACCAGCAGGAACUCCAGCUCAGUCUGCCAAUGGCACACAUGCUUCCUACGGGCCUUUUUACUUGGAGUACUCCCUUCUGGCUGAGUUCACACUUGUGAUUAAGCAGAAACUCCCUGGGAUUUAUGUUCAGCCAUCAUACAAGUCUGCUUUAAUGUGGUUCGGAGUCAUAUUCAUCAGACAUGGUCUGUACCAGGAUGGAGUCUUCAAAUUCACUGUGUAUAUUCCUGACAACUAUCCAGACGGACAGUGUCCCAAACUAGUGUUUGACAACCCAGUCUUUCAUCCACUUGUGGACCCGGUAUCUGGAGAACUUGAUGUCAGAAGAGCUUUUACCAAAUGGAGACGGAAUCAUAACCACAUCUGGCAGGUCUUGAUGUACGCACGCACCGUUUUCUACAAGAUCAACACAGCCGAGCCACUCAACCCAGAGGCUGCUGUCCUGUAUGAAAGAGAUGUGCAGUUAUUCAAAAGCAAAGUGGUGGACAGUGUGAAGCUAUGCAACAGUCAUCUUUUUGACCAGCCCAAGAUAGAUGAUCCUUACGCAAUAAGUUUUUCUCCGUGGAACCCGGCUGUUCAUGAAGAAGCAAAGGAAAGAAUGUUUGCAUAUAAGAGACGUCCAGAGGAGCAGCACAAGGGAAUGCAGGUGUCUGGCUUGUCUUGGGUGAAACCGGGUUCAACUCAGCCUUUCAGCAAAGAUGACAGUCCACCCCAGAACUGAAGCUGUGCUGUUCACACAGCAGCCACUAGAGGGAGAUGCAAACAUUGUUUAAUGGUAGUUUGUGUAAAGACAGAGUACUUUAUUUUACCCCCCCCUCCUGUUUUUUUUUUUUUUGAUAACCUUUAAAGCUUUUUAGGCAGAUCUGGAAGGAAAUUAGGACCAAAAAAAGGUGAAUUGACACAUUAUUACGGUUACAUUGACACAAAGAAGGAUUUUUAUUCGGAAUAUAAAUUUACCUAAUUAUGAAUUUCAGUGGAUCAGUGCUGCCUGACUUUACCUACCAUUAAUGUUCAUAAUCGAGCAGUUGUUUUUUUUAUCACUUCAUAAACUAUUGUACUUAGUUUCUAAAACUAUAAAUAUAUAUAUAUAUAAUGCAGAGGAGACAAGUUUUAAUUAUAAAACUAUUUAGGUAAGCUUAUUUUAUUUGGUUUAAGUAAUUUUAAAGGCUUUACCUACUGUUUUAUUAUAAUUUGGUUGUGUAAAUAAUGAAUGCUGUGAUUAAUUUUUUUUUUUAAUAUAUAAACAUUUUUGCUUUUUUUCCCCCCCAAUUUUGUUCUUUUUGUUACCAUUUUUUUGGGAAAGUUAACAGUUUUCCUUGGAAGAUUUUGCAACUUGAGGUCACAGGACAAACUUCUAUUGUGGGAUUUCUGUGUUAAGUUAGAGGGGAAAUUUUUGAUAAUAUUUAAUGUCAUGAUUAUCCGACCAAUGGAAAUUUAUUUUAAAUAAAUUCUAUUCAAAACAA
Molecule: messenger RNA, 1857 nt
Organism: Oryzias melastigma (Indian medaka)
Lineage: Eukaryota; Metazoa; Chordata; Actinopteri; Beloniformes; Adrianichthyidae
Gene: aktip
Product: akt interacting protein
Exons: 10
Coding region: 231-1115 (294 amino acids)
Source: RefSeq, a predicted model, not a curated record